AAACCAACGCCAACCCCAACACCGGAAGUACCAUGUAAAGACACCAAAGGACCACCUUCUCCUGAUCUCUCAUCUUUACGCCCUGACGAACUUCAGAUUCUAAACGAAGUUUUCAGACGACAAACUGAAUUCGAACAAAAUGAAAUUAAAAGAAUCGAAAGAAUCAGAGUAGAACUUGAAAAGUAUGAAGAUAUGAUUCGCAAUCAAUCGGAGAUGAAAAAGAAAGUCAAACAUGUAGAUUUACGGCUAUGUAGAUUAUGUUAUAAAACUAAAUUUGCUGAUGGUAUAGGUCGAAUUUGUUAUGAUUGCCAUAAGCGAGUUUGUGGUCGAUGUGGUUCCUUUACAAGACCACGAUGGAACACGAAGAAAAAUAAGAGUGUACGGGGCAAAUGGAGAUGUAAUAUGUGUCAAUUGAAAAGAGAAACAUUGUGUAAAACUGGACAAUGGUAU
Messenger RNA from Lottia gigantea (owl limpet), 450 nucleotides. RefSeq lists its product as hypothetical. Gene Ontology annotation, biological process: intracellular protein transport; regulation of synaptic plasticity; positive regulation of synaptic transmission. NCBI's taxonomy places the organism in Eukaryota, Metazoa, Mollusca, Gastropoda, Lottiidae. Gene Ontology annotation, molecular function: transmembrane transporter binding; small GTPase binding. Gene Ontology annotation, cellular component: cytoskeleton of presynaptic active zone; presynaptic membrane. The annotation marks the transcript as partial. The record is from RefSeq and is a predicted model, not a curated record. The transcript has 3 exons.